ACUCUAGAGCCGGAACUGACAGCAGACCCCUUUCUCCGACCCCACUAGAGCCGCCUUUCGCGAGCAGCCAUGGCUCUCGCAGACCAUUCCCUCGCCUCGCGUCGCGACCACGUCGCGAGAUCUCUAAGCGGCUUCUCUCUGCUUCGCGACGCCGCGCAUUCCGGUCACUCGAACCAAGUGCUCCCAUCCGGCACUGUCUGCGAUGAUAACAGUCGCGAUUCAAGCGGCCAAGGUGGCUCCAUUAGCGCCAGCGCAAUAGUCAGCAGCGGCAGCGCGUUGUUUCGAGACGGCGGGUCGUUGCAGUCCCACAUGGCCGCAGCACUGGCGAGUGGAAUGCGCGCUGCUGCGCCGCUAGCGGGGGCAUUCGGGCAGGCGGGGGGGUUGGGGCUCGGGGGGGGGUGGGGCGCGCGCAGCCCCCGCAGCAGCAAAGAAACCGCUCGGAGAAGUCCUCAAAGGCGGAGGAGCGGAGAAACGGGGAGCUGGGGAAUGGCGGAAGGAAGGGGGGAGGGGAAAAUGGCGGGCUGAAGAGAGAAGACUCGAAUUCCACUCAAGAUUCCUCGCCCUCCUCCCCUCCCUCCCUCUCCUCACUCUCUCCUUCCUCCUGGCUUCCACUCCCCCUCUCCUCCCAAACAUCUCCCUCUCCUGCCACGUCACCAGUACGACUCCUCACUCAGUUCAGACUCCUUUCGGGUAGCAAAAACUUUGGCCAAUCUGCCCGCACUGUUCAACCAAAUGACACUGUUCAUCCGGGCGGCUUCUGGGAGAGGCUAGCGCAGGGAGUCUGGUGGCCGGCAGGGGAGCAGACAGCAGAGGUGGAGUUGUCUGGAGU
Closterium sp. NIES-67 is the source of this 829-nucleotide messenger RNA. The record is from the annotation of a GenBank genome assembly. NCBI's taxonomy places the organism in Eukaryota, Viridiplantae, Streptophyta, Zygnematophyceae, Desmidiales, Closteriaceae.